This is a messenger RNA of Halichondria panicea, 858 nucleotides long. RefSeq lists its product as uncharacterized. The transcript is spliced from 4 exons. Bases 186 to 746 code for a protein of 186 amino acids. The record is from RefSeq and is a predicted model, not a curated record. NCBI's taxonomy places the organism in Eukaryota, Metazoa, Porifera, Demospongiae, Suberitida, Halichondriidae.
GUUCUGAUUGAGCAUGUAUUAUUAAUACCUUAUAUACAAUAGUCACUGUUCUAUAGUUCUGAUUGCUAGUCACGGGUAUACGUUUACAAGCUUGAAAUGUCACCCCACUGCAUGUGCCGAGUAUUAUAAAGCCAGCAACAGUCACACUUAGUUCACAACUCUUCUCUGCACUAACAGGAAUUAAGAUGAAGACCAUUGUUGGAUUUGCUCUACUGCUCUGUGUGGCUACAGCUGUUGGAAAACCAGCAAGGCCACAAGACCUUCCAAAGUGUCUUAAAGAAGCAUGGCUUGAAUUUAAAGCCAAAGAUGAAGCUUGCUCCAACAAGAUAGUGGAAAUCUUUAAAAAUCAACAGGUCAAUGACAGCCAGUUUGCAUCUAUGUGUGCCAGUGCUUGUGCCAAAGAAGCCAAUGACUACAUGAACGGCAAAUGUGGAAUGUCCCUUGCAGAAAUACUUUGUUCUAAAGACCCAAAAGACCAGCAGCACUGCUUCAAAUAUAGUACAACUGUCACUACUGGUUAUCAAGUUGGCCUAGUUCUGAUUGAGACCUGUGCCAACAAAGACUGCAGUGAUCCCACAUGCAAUGCUGCCAUCAAAAAUUUAACUUGCUGUGCUAAGGAAUAUUAUGAUUUCUAUUAUGACAUCACUGGUCUCCAUGUUUGGCCACUACCCGGUAACUGUGCAUUUCCGGGAGGGUGUGUCAAAACAGAACGUCUGGACAUCACAAAGAUUCUCCUACAGAACUAGUAGCUAUAUGUACCACAUUGUUGACUGCAUAGAACUCAGGACAUGUGUUAGUCUAGUAAUUAUGUAUUAUGCAAAUUAUUGAACACACAAACUAUUAUCAGGACAUGACAAA